AUGGACUAUGGUACAGUGUAUAGAGGGACCAUAAAGGAAUCAAAAUUUCAAGUGGCAGUGAAGGUUUUCAACCUCGAGAUGCGAGGUGCGGAGAGAAGCUUCAUGGCAGAAUGUGAAGCAUUGAGAAGCAUUCAACAUCGAAAUCUUCUUCCCAUCAUAACUGCAAGCUCGACAGUGGACAAUAUAGGCAAUGUUUUUAAAGCUUUAGUUUGCGAAUUCAUGCCUAACGGCAACCUAGACUCGUGGAUACACCAGAAAGGGGAUGGAAAAGCUGCAAAGCGUCUAGGCCUAACUCAAACAAUAAGCAUAGCUGCUAACAUUGCUGAUGCACUGGACUAUUUACACCACGAUUGCGGAAGGCCCACUGUUCAUUGCGAUUUGAAGCCCAGCAACGUUCUUUUGGAUGAAGACAUGAAUGCGCUUUUAGGAGACUUCGGCAUCGCAAGGUUUUAUGCUGAUUCUCGCUUGAUACCACCAGGUUCAAUUAGUUCCAUCGGUGUGAAGGGGACCAUAGGCUACAUUGCUCCAGAGUAUGCUCAAGGUGGUCAUGCAUCAAUUUCCGGAGAUUCUUACAGUUUCGGGAUAGUACUUCUAGAGAUGAUGACAGGCAAAAGGCCAACAGAUCCUAUGUUCAUGGACGGACUCAACCUUGUCAACUUUGUGGAGCGCAAUUUUCCACAUCAAAUCUAUAACGUCAUUGAUCCUCAACUCCAAGAAGAGUGCAAGGACCUAGCACAGAAUAAGAUGGUACCAGAAAAUGUAGUACACCAAUGCUUGGCGUCAUUGCUGCAAGCUGCACUUUGCUGUGCACAUUCAUUACCAAGCGAACGAGCCAAUAUGAAAGAAACAGCCAGCAACAUUCAUGAAAUCAAGACGUCACAUCUUGGAUGGAAAUUGCAGAAAUAA
Molecule: messenger RNA, 906 nt
Organism: Miscanthus lutarioriparius
Lineage: Eukaryota; Viridiplantae; Streptophyta; Magnoliopsida; Poales; Poaceae
Source: the annotation of a GenBank genome assembly